This is a messenger RNA of Pocillopora verrucosa, 1594 nucleotides long. RefSeq lists its product as uncharacterized. Lineage: Eukaryota; Metazoa; Cnidaria; Anthozoa; Scleractinia; Pocilloporidae. Gene Ontology annotation, molecular function: DNA-binding transcription factor activity, RNA polymerase II-specific; RNA polymerase II cis-regulatory region sequence-specific DNA binding. The record is from RefSeq and is a predicted model, not a curated record. Gene Ontology annotation, biological process: DNA-templated transcription; regulation of transcription by RNA polymerase II.
AAUCUCGCACCAGUGGCACACAUUUUUGUCGUUUCGGUGUUGCGCCAUUCCUUGAUUAUUAGGAGAUAAAUUCCUCUUCCUAAACGAUUUGUUUACGGUUUGGCUCUAGCUAAGGUCGAAUUUUCUGGUUUUAUCGAUUACUUUACGAGAAAUGCAUCUGAAGAGUUCUGCUGGACGUCCAAAAGGGAAGUGUAAAGGAGUAGUUGCUUUGACCAAGAAAGACAACAUGGCGGCUGAAGUUCCCCUCACCAACCGCCACGUGGAAAAGCCGGUUACUAGCGGCUAUACUUUCUGUGCGUCGCCUCUGUACGAAUCCAAGCCUCGUCUUUGACACUGGGGUUUAUGACCUUGCUUCCCCAAAAACUGAAGGUGAUCUUCCCAAGACUUCAGUUCUAGAUGAAAGUGACAGCCUUUGGUCUGUUGAUUCUGUUCCAGAUUGGAACAAGGCAAAUCCUGGAGAACUUUUUUUUGACCAAGUGGCUGAACUUGAGAAGCUCAUACCAGGGGAGAGAAGCAAGGGACACUGUUUGGAGGAGUCUUGGAUGGCAGAUGUGGAGUUGCUUAAGAGUGAAGAGACCAUCAACAACUGGACUGGUCCAGAAGAAAAAUUUGGUGGAAUUGACCAACCUGAUAACAUUUAUGUCGGAGCACAGAAUGUUGGCUUGGAUAUUUGUGGCAAAAGGGAGGUGGAAAGCAAAGCUUUCAUUAUGAUUGAGCAACAAACACUUGAUUCAGAUGUGCUGAAUGGGGAGGCAGCAGGAGCACUAUUUGAUGUCUCCCAAGAUUCUCCUUCAUCAGUUGGAAGUUCUUGCAGUGAUGAAGUUUCAGAUAAGAGAAUAAGGAACAACCAGGCUUCAAGAAAGUUUCGUCGUGCAAGGAAAGAAAGAAAUAAUUCAUUGUUUGUGAGAGCAUCAAAGUUAGAGCAGGAAAACCAGGCCUUGAAGCUUCAAGUUAAUCAGAUGCUUCAGGAAGUAAUUUCUUUGAGGUCUAUGCUCUCAAAUAAUACUUUUCCCAGUCAAUUUUGACUUUUUUCAAUCAAGAUUUGGUUUCUUAUUUUGUUUAAGUAUACCAACAAUUGUGUGAGAAAAGUUUCAAAGUUGAUCACUUCAUAGUAGUCUUAUUUAAUUACAGUCCCAAGAAAUUUACAUUUAAAGCAUGUUAUGACCACUAGUGUUAGACUGAAAGAAUUCUUUUCAAAAAUCAACAUGCAGCUUUUAACAAAGUUCACUGUUGUAAUCUCAAGACUUAAUAGAUUGUGUGUUUGAUUACUUUUUAUGUCAUCUGUGCUGCUUAAAAAAUCUAGAAGUAGUACAAUUCUCUGGUGUUGGGUUAAAAUACCCACUUUAGAACUCGCACACUAUUCCAAAGUAUAUUCUCAAUUAGAUAAUUUUUUUUGUAAGAGUUAGCAUGUAGCAUUUAUGCUGUUGUUGUGCAAUGUUUUUGUAGUUUCCAUAAUUAGUUCAACUAGUUGAAGUGUAAUUUUGAAGGAGUCAUAGGACUGAUUCUGAUUAAAAAGUGUAAAUUUGGUGUUCCAAUGACUAUGUAAUAUGAUUUAGACUUAAUGAUUAUUCUUAUGUGAUAGGAUUUCUUUUGU